CUGUAGGCAACAACUCUCUCUCUCGCCCGACAACCCUUCGUGCGUGCACUUUUUCCCUCCCAGGGCAGUGUGACUGUUUGUGUAUGUGCGCGUUUAGUGUCUCCGCGCCAACUACGAGCUUCGCCGUUGCAGGCUAAUUUUUAACGUUUUUCCCUCUUUUUUAUUAUUGUUGAACAAUGAAAUAAUAUGUGGUGAAGGAGAAAGACGGUUACGAGGGGGGGCUUUUAAUUGCUGAUGAUUUAGAACGCACACACGAGAUCGCUUCCGGGAGGUUGUUAACGUUGAAUUCAAGCCUUCGUUACCGCAUGUGCGCUACACCACGGGCUGCGGCCCUCCAUCGAGAGGGAAUAGAUCGCGAGAGUGGGAAGCACGAGAAGACCGGAAGCUGGAGAAGCCUCAGCGAGUCGUGGGCAACGAGAUUAUCUGAGAAGCUAGCGAAAAAAAGUUCCGAGUAUCCUUCUUCCUGGAGCGCUUUGGACAACGAUAAAAAGUGCACAAACGUUGGUGACUGAGCUUACGCAUUGAGAAACGCGAGGGGGAGUAAAAAACUCAUAAAAUCGAAGGAAUCUUCGUUGCCGCGAGAAGUACAAUGAACUCGUACGUGCGGGGAUUCGCCAAGGAAUUGGGAAUUUGCUAUUCGCCUCACAAAUUUACGAAAUCGUCGCGUUCGAAUUCGCAAUAAAUUGUGAAACGAAAAGAUCGUAAAAUUGCGUGUAAAUUCCGGCGGUGCGAGGGAGCGUGUUUCUGAAUUCAUUCGACGAGGAAAAAGUGCGUGGACCGAGUGAAAAAAGGUGUCGAGAAAGGAAACUUCCGUUGCUAAUAUUCGAUCGCGUAAAUUCGGAAAAUUAUCAAAUCAAAUCUCGAGAAGCCGACGAGCUUUCAAGAAUUUUCAAAAACACUGUCAAAUUGCCCCCGCAACGAAAAUGUCCCUAAAAAAAACGAAAAAUUACGAUUUCUGGUUUUUGUGAUCACCGAAAUCUCGGCUAACGAGGGGCCGUUCAAUCGCUCGAAAUUAGCGAAUCUGCGGAGCCCGCAAACUCGUGAAACCAUUUGUAAAGCCCCCCAAUGAUCGGCCCGAACAUUCAACUUACAUAAUAGAGCAGCUCCCCGAAGAUUUCAUCCCCCAUAAAGCAGCCUCGUCCCGUAGCUUCGCUGCUGAAGCAGCGAUAACAGCGUGCAGCCAUUGAUGAGAAUCACUGAACGCUCAACAGAGUCGCCACCCUCAGUGAAAAUCCUGGAGAAAUCGAACUAAUUUUCUCCCACAUUUUGCCACUUUUUCAACCGAUUAAUCAACCACUCACAAAAUGUCUCGCGGCUUUCGUGACACGAAUUGACGACGAAUUGCCAGUGGAAAUUCACGCGUGUUCCGCGCCCGCGCGCUUCUCCAGUCGGUUUACAAACUUCGAGGAGCAAAGUUAACCCGAAAGCCUGCUCCCAACAAAUAUUCGCAAAAGUUCAACAAAGUGUCGUUCGGACCAUGGGCUGCGAACUUAGCAAACUGUCGUCCUCGGCGAUGCAGAAUCGAGGCCGGGACAGCCCACCGCCACCGGCUGCAGUCGAUCCCAGACUACCCUUAACAGCUAAACAAAGAUACACGGUUAUUGCGAGCUGGAGGGCUGUUUCGAGAGCGAUGGAGCCGACGGGGGUUUAUAUGUUUGUCAAAUUAUUCGAGGAUAACGCCGAACUUCUAAGUAUGUUCGCAAAGUUCCAAGACCUUAAGACUAAGGAGCAGCAAGCGACGAGCAUGGAGCUCGCGGAGCACGCCAAAACGGUGAUGAAGACCCUCGACGAAGGCAUUAAGGGGCUCGACGACAUGGAUGUGUUUCUAACUUAUCUUCACGAAGUUGGAGCAUCCCACACCAAAAUACCUGGCUUCAAUAGGCAAUACUUUUGGAAAAUCGAAAUGCCAUUUCUGGAAGCGGUUGAGCGUACCCUGGGUGACCGAUACACGGAAAACGUGGAGAACACGUACAAGCUGACGAUAAAAUUCAUAAUCGAGACGUUAAUAGACGGCUUUGACAAAGCCCAGACCGACAAAGCGAAAUCCUAGUCUCCCGGAGCAGCGUUGUAAAGAAAACAAUAUGUUAAACGCACACUGAAUCAACUGUGCGCGGGGACUGGAGUGUGAAAAAGGCGAAAUAAAUAGCGUCAAAGUGUGUUCAAAGGUUCGAGCACAUCGACGAGUGUGUUCAUAUAGAGACGAAAAAGAAAGUGAUUUGGGCCCUCCUCGCGUCCCGCGAGCAACAUUUUUAACGAUUUCAUUGUGCGAGGGUCGAGGAUAAAAUAUCCCGAGGAUAAAAUAUAGGAAAAAGAAUAAAAAUAAAUCACUUUAUUCAAAAUCCACGAUGAUGAAAAGACUAAACGGAAAUUUACGAUGUAAGAACAAAAUGUCAAGAUCUCGCUGUAAAUGUGUUCCACGAAUGCGAUAUUUCACAGUCGAGAACAGUGAACCCCGCGAUUCGUGGACUGAAUGUUUUUUCGUUCCCUUUUUCUAGUCACAUCCUCAACGGAUAUGAAUAAAUAACCCAUGAAAUUGUGUCAGUAUUUUGUCUUCUUACUUAUUUGUUUUAUGAAAAAAUUUCAUUGUCGAGGACACGAAAAAAAUACCAUUGUUCAUCGUUGAACUGGCCAGCAUUUGAUUUAUUGCCAAUCAUGCCAACGUGCACUUUGAGUGUUGACUUAAUUCCUAUUUUUAAUACCCAUGUGAUAUGAUAUAGUUGAGAAAAAAAAAAAAAAAACAAAAUUUAGUGUAUUACUUUAAGGGAAUAAUAAUUAAAUAAGAAAUUGUAUGAAAUUUCUUCCUAUAAAUGCAACUUUUAAUAUUAUUUAUUUAUUUUUUCAUCCGAAUAAACCUAGCGUAUGAUUUACGAGAAAUUCAUGAUUUUUUACCUUUUUAAAGGGGAAGCAAAAAAAUGUGUCAUAAAAAUAGACACGAAUGAUGUAUUACAGUCACACUCGAAAUUGCUAAAUGCUCGAAUCCCAAAAAUCUGUCGAAUCGUUAAAUGUACGCGGAGACGCGCGUCAAUGCACAUGUCAAUAAAAAUAACCAGCAUUUGUCAA
This is a messenger RNA of Venturia canescens, 3060 nucleotides long. RefSeq names its product neuroglobin-like. The transcript is spliced from 5 exons. The coding region runs from base 1478 to 2050 and encodes 190 amino acids. Gene Ontology annotation, molecular function: oxygen carrier activity; heme binding; oxygen binding. Gene Ontology annotation, biological process: oxygen transport; response to hypoxia. NCBI's taxonomy places the organism in Eukaryota, Metazoa, Arthropoda, Insecta, Hymenoptera, Ichneumonidae. The record is from RefSeq and is a predicted model, not a curated record.